Molecule: messenger RNA, 3377 nt
Organism: Octopus sinensis (East Asian common octopus)
Lineage: Eukaryota; Metazoa; Mollusca; Cephalopoda; Octopoda; Octopodidae
Product: proprotein convertase subtilisin/kexin type 7
Exons: 17
Coding region: 876-3293 (805 amino acids)
Biological process (GO): protein processing
Cellular component (GO): Golgi membrane; trans-Golgi network
Molecular function (GO): serine-type endopeptidase activity
Source: RefSeq, a predicted model, not a curated record
GUUUGCAAAGCCUGAGUUAAAAUCAGUUUUUUUUCAUGUUCAUAAACAGGACUCAUACACACAUACAUAUAUACACUGCUUAAACUAUAAUAUCCGUUUUGGAUUAUCCUGUCGGAAAAUUAUUUUUGUAAGUAACUCCUGUAAACUAACACCGAAGUUGCCAUGUCAGGUGAAACGUCAACUGCUAAGAAUAAUACCUGUUUAUAUAUUGGGAUAUGUUCCCGUUUUUCGACUUUCCAACUGAAUCAAAUAGAUCUGGACUUUACUGGCAAAUAUGAAAUUAUUAGUUUAUUUUUAAGACGAACAAUUGUAAAUUAUCCCACUUCCCUACUUCGCUAUUCAUGUACAUGCUUAAAAAUGAUCAGAUCUUGAUUGAAAAACAGUAAAUAGGUUAUUGAAUAGCAAUGCGGGUAUACUGGAGAGGAGUGGUUAUAGGGUCACACAUUGUGUAUGUCACGUCAACAGGGUGGGCUUCGGGCAGAUUAAAACUUUUUUCAAUCGCACUUUUAAACUUUUGCAAACAGUGGACUCAGUCAAAUAGUUUUGUAUGAGGAAAAAAACCCCCUGUUUUCUUAAGGCAAAUGUGUUGUGGAAAAACUAGUUUGUUUUUAUUCGUGUAUAUAGGACCUCAAGAAACAUUCCCUUUCGAAAAUUUUAAGCAGGAAAUCAUGUGUAAUUUAUUUUUCCGAAAUUGAUUACAUCAUUUCAAAAAUAUUAUUUUUCUUAACAUUUUUAUGUACAAAGAAUUUUCUAAUUCUCUGCGUGAAGUUACUUAUAGCAAUUUCCGAGUUUUACUGCUAUCCGCCUACAGAACUUAAAGAAGUCUUGCUUUAUUUCUUGUCAAACGAUUCUACUCAAAUGACGCUGAAUUAAGCAUGCCACUAGUGACUGGCAUCAUACUGAUCUGCCUACAAUGGAGUUUCUAUGUGAUGCCCUGUUCUACCAGACCUCUAAUUUUCAGCAAACGAACAAUUUCUUCCCUCAUAUCACUCACAGACUAUGAAGAGACAUUGCUAUGGGCAGUGAAGCUCCGAAAACCUUACUGGGGUUUUGUCUCAAAUUUUAGUGAUGCUUUUAAACAGUUAACCAAUGACAUAUCUCUGGUGCUGCUUCACCAAAUAGGUGACAUAGAUGCUCAUUACCUAUUUGCCUAUCAACCUCCAGAACAUCAAGGUGCUGUAAAUUAUUCUGUAGGCUUCUUUCAUAAAAAGCAUUUGGAUUUGCAUAAGGAUCUCUUCAGAAAGACUCAGGAAAUAGUUGAAUUAAAACUAGACAAACAUCACUAUGUCGAAUCAUACAGCCGAGAAAUAAUCCGUAAACGGCAUAAACGGUGGGAAGUUAGAUUUUCAGAUGAAGAAUUUCCGAAUCAAUGGCACUUGAAUAACCCCAAGAAUCCAGAGAUGGAUAUUGAUGUUAUGCGCGUUUGGAAGCACAAUGUUACUGGUAAAAACAUUGUUGUAGCUGUUGUUGAUGAUGGAGUGGAGUGGACUAACCCUGACCUUGAGAAAAAUUAUUGUGCUAAAGGAAGCUGGGAUUUAAAUGAUAAUGAUCCUGAUCCAAUGCCUAGUACCAGUUCAGAUACUAAUCAUCAUGGUACCCGUUGUGCUGGAGAAAUUGCUGCUGUCCCUAAUAAAGUUUGUGCAGUUGGUGUAGCAUAUGGUGCUAAAGUUUCAGGAUUGCGGGUACUAGAUGGUCCCCUUACAGAUGGUCUGGAAGCAACAGCAUUUAACAAAAAUAUGCAAAUUAAUGACAUAUACAGCUGCAGUUGGGGCCCUGAUGAUGAUGGAAUGACUGUCGAUGGUCCUCAUACUCUAGCUUUGCAAGCUAUGAAACAUGGUAUCGAUUAUGGCCGUAAUGGUUAUGGAAGUAUUUAUGUGGUUGCCAGUGGUAAUGGUGGUAGCAACUUCGACAAUUGUAAUUAUGAUGGAUAUGCAAAUUCAAUUUAUACUGUGACUAUAGGUGCUGUUGAUGAAUAUGGUUAUAUGCCCUAUUAUGCUGAAAAUUGUGCUGCCAUGCUAGCUGUGACCUUUAGCAGUGGUGGAAAUAAUGCCCGUUCUAUUGUGACCACUGACUGGUCGAAAAACACAGGGAAUGGCUGCACAUCUGAUCAUACAGGAACAAGUGCUGCAGCACCAAUUGCAGCUGGAUUGAUCGCGUUAUUAUUGGAAGUGCAGCCCUGCCUUACAUGGAGAGAUGUUCAGCACUUGAUUAUAUUAUCAGCAGUUUCAGUUGAUGCUGAUGCCAAAUGGAUAACGAAUGCAGCUGGCUUGAGACAUAGCCAUAGACAUGGAUUUGGUUUGAUGAAAGCAUGGCAUCUGGUCAAUGCAGCCAAGGUUUGGAAGAUUGUUCCAUGGCUUACUGAGUAUGAAACUGAAAUUAUAACACUUAACAAACCAAUACCUAAAGACGACUGGUCUGUGUCAGCUUAUGAAGUAACUAAGAAAGACCUACAAGGGUAUGUGCUGAAUGUUCUUGAACAUGUAUUAGUCACAGUUAAUAUAACUCACCAUUUUCGUGGUCAGUUAGAUAUCCAACUACUGUGUCCAAGUGGUACUCAUUCAAUGAUUGCUCCACCUAGAGCAAGUGACAAGUCUGACAGAGGUUUAAAAGGCUGGUGGUUUAGUACUGUUAGAUGCUGGGGUGAAUCUCCAAUUGGAACUUGGAAGCUUCUUAUAAAAGAUAUCAAUACAUCUGACAAACGAUUUGGCAUAAUUAACUACUGGAAGCUCAAGUUGUAUGGUUCUCCAAUGAUGCCAGAGGAAUUUCAAGAUCGUCGAAAAGAGGUUUUAUCAGCCAUAUCAAAUUCAGUAAUACAGAAUAAGAAACCUGCACUUUGCCAAACUCUUCCAAAACACGGCAAAGAUAUCAUUCCAAUUUCAGAAAGAGUUCUUAAGAUUUUGGCUGCAACUAAUAUAUUCUUGGUCUUCCUAACAUUAUACCAAAUGUUUGAAUACAUUGUAUGUUAUAAGGAUGAAAAGAAAGAGCAAAAAGAAGUAUUGCAACAGCAAAUGCAGGCACAUCGAAUUCAGCAAUAUGCUACUGCUGACAAUGAUGGUAUAGUAGAAUCAGAACGGUUGCUUCAGGAUCAGGACAGUAGGAGCUCGCCAGCAGCUUUUGAUUCCUCUGAAAGCAUUAAAAAUAUGUCAGAAAAUGUAUCUCUGGACCUCACUUCAGAGCAGUUACAGUUAAACAGUCACUUUGAAAGCUACGAGUUAACUAAUUCUCAAAUGCAGGAUAAUGUUGACAGUGAAAAUGAUCCUAUUGAAAUACAGGAAUCUUCUUUAAUGACAUAACCAGACAGAGGCGUUUUGAACAAGAGCAUUCUUCCAGAAAAUUUCUCAGGUUUACAAUGCAGCACUUUUGGUAUAUAACCCAUG